AUGAGCUUCUUCGAGGAGGGAUUCUCUGCCGACUCGGCUGCCCAUCCAGAGCCUCCCACUUCAUUCGACUCUGGUAACGGCUCUGACUUCUCCUGGGAAGAUUGGUUUGACUGGGAUGCUUAUGAUGCCGACAAUGGCGCCGCCCUGGAAGCAAGCCAGCUUACCCAAGGAGACACCUCUACCGAUAAUAACCAUUUCGACGACAAGAAUGGUCUCGGAAAAGAUGAUGUCGCCUCUUUCGACGACGAUAUCGUUAUGAGCCUGGACAAUGGCACUUUCCCUGGUCUUCAACCCAUGGACGUCGACGAUUCUGUCGAUGUGGGUGCUUCGAAAAAUGGUCUGCACAACUCAUGCCUCGCCAGACCUAUAGAGAAGGCUAGCACUCUUGACAACUCCAACAGCCAUGAGAAGACCGGCACGAAUCAUGACCCUAAGGACUACGACGUCAACCUCGAUAAGCCCAAUGAGAGCUUUGGCAGUAACUUCCCUCUUGACCAAGGCCUUCAGGAUGGUAGUUCCCAUCAAUGGAAGAGUACCCUGCAGAUGCCCUCCUUCCCUCAUGUCCAGAAGAGCGUCAACUCCAGCGCUGGCAACUUUGGCACCAAGGGGAGCAAUGGUGACUUGAAUCAUCUGGCUGAAUUUCAGAAAUGGGUCUUAGGUUUGGACGCUACCACAAUGCUGCUACGCACCGCGCAAGAGGCAAUUGGCAAGUCUUCCAACGCCUCUUCGGGCGAUAGCAACGCAGCUCGUUUUACUGCCCCUUAUUCGAACAUCUCCCAAAACAAGCACUACUCUGUCAGUAGCGGUUGCAAUGGCAACCCAACGCCAAUCUCCCCUAUCCCCCGCGCCUCCAACGGCGUCAACAUCCCUAGCUACACCGGCAGCUUUUCUCCAGAGUUUCCUGCGAAGGUCGCCUUUCCCACCGUUCCCGUCGAACGUCCCGUCGAACGUCCCGGCCUUCGUGCCGCCAUUGUCUCCAAGAAGGAAUGCGACCACAAGAGCACCAACAAACAUGGCAAUGUAGUCAAAUGCAAGAGUCUGGUCCAGCAGCCCGGAACUCGCAAAUGUUUUGUCCAUCUGGGAAACAAGGUCGGACGCGACCGUCGCGCCCUCAUCGAGUGGCGCCACGCCCGUGGAAUCUACACCUGCACCAGCUGUUGCAAUUCUGCCGUCUUCAUCAAGAGGACUCUUUGCAAGCAUUGUCGGGACCAGGACGAGGACGGCAAGAAGAGGCGUGCCGCUGCCGCGAAGCAAAAGGCGGAGGAGGAGAAAGCCGCCGAGCAGGGAGAGGCAGCUGAUACGCUGGCGACCUUGGCUGAUGUUGCGAGUGGUGGACUCGGUAACACAAGCUCUGGCACAAAGCCUUUCGAAGGAGCAGUCGCACUUGGGAAGAAUCACGAAGAAUACCGCCAAGUCGAAGAAGAAAUGAGGGCCGGGAUGGCGAGAGAAAGUCCUUGA
Messenger RNA from Neurospora tetraspora, 1458 nucleotides. RefSeq lists its product as uncharacterized. The transcript has a single exon. Bases 1 to 1458 code for a protein of 485 amino acids. The record is from RefSeq and is a predicted model, not a curated record. NCBI's taxonomy places the organism in Eukaryota, Fungi, Ascomycota, Sordariomycetes, Sordariales, Sordariaceae.